AUGUCGGCUCCACUUUCCCUGGAUUCAUCCAUCCUCAUUGUCGGAGCAGGCACUUGGGGAAUUUCUACGGCUCUACAUCUCAAAAGACGAGGAUACAAGAACGUAACACUGCUUGAUCCAUUCCCGGUACCGUCUCCCAUUUCCGCCGGCAACGAUGUCAAUAAAAUCCUCGAGUUGGGCACUUUUGCCGCCGGUGCUGAUACAGAUGAGCGAUAUGUCGCAAACACGUUGAUCAACGAGGCAACUAAGGGAUGGCUAGAAGACCCUGUAUUCAAGCCAUACUUCCACGAGACCGGAUGCAUCAUCGCAGCAACUUCUGAAGCCGGAAGAGCCCACAUGAAUGCCGCUAGUGGACCUAGCGAGGAUGCAGGCUGGUUGCCUCUCAAGACGAAAGAAGACUUUCAAGCGACUAUGCCCAAGGGUGUCCUCACAGGAGACUUUCCCGGAUGGGAGGGCUGGUGGAUGAAGAAAGGCUCUGGAUGGAUACAUGCAAGAAAGUCCAUGGAGAGUGCGGCAAGAGAAGCAGAACGAUUGGGUGCAGUCUUUGUCACUGGCGAAGAGAAAGGCAAAGUCGAAAGCCUCAUCUACGAAGCCGGCGACGUGAAGGGAGCAAAGACAUUCGAUGCAGUCGAACACAGAGCAGAUCGUACCAUUCUCUGUGCAGGGGCAAACGCUGGCAUUAUCUUCGAUAUGAAAGAUCAGCUUCGCCCCACUGCCUGGACGUUAGCUCAUAUCAAGAUGACGAGGGAAGAGUUGCAGUUGUUCAAGAACCUACCAGUACUCUUCAACAUCGAGCGAGGCUUCUUCAUGGAGCCUGACGAGGACAAAGGCGAGCUCAAGAUGUGCGACGAGCAUCCUGGCUACUGCAAUUGGACUGUUGAUCCUCAGAACUCUCAACGGUCAAGCGUACCCUUUGCAAAGCAUCAGAUUCCAAAAGAGGCAGAAGAAAGAGCCCGAGGCUUUCUCCGAGAGAUCAUGCCACAUCUCGCCGAGAGACCUUUCAGCUUUGCCCGCAUCUGUUGGUGUGCUGAUACGCCGAAUCGUGCAUUCUUGAUCUCAAAGCAUCCUGACUACCCUAGUCUUGUGCUUGGGUGUGGUGCCUCGGGCCAUGGUUUCUGCCAUAUUCCAGUCAUUGGCGGAUUCAUCACAGAUGCCAUGGAGGAUAAGCUAGAUCCCCGUAUCAAGCAUAGCUUCCGUUGGCGACCAGAGACAGCAGUCAAUCGCAAGUGGGAUGACCUGCAAGAUAGGUUCGGACCAGAGGAAUCAAACAGAAUGAUGAAUUUUGGCGAUAUAAAAGAGUGGACAACCAUUCAACCCGAGAUUGCUGAAGCCAAGCUCUAA
This is a messenger RNA of Aureobasidium pullulans EXF-150, 1341 nucleotides long. Its product is annotated as fructosyl amine:oxygen oxidoreductase-like protein. The record is from RefSeq and is a predicted model, not a curated record. Lineage: Eukaryota; Fungi; Ascomycota; Dothideomycetes; Dothideales; Saccotheciaceae. The transcript has 4 exons. The coding region runs from base 1 to 1341 and encodes 446 amino acids. Gene Ontology annotation, molecular function: sarcosine oxidase activity; flavin adenine dinucleotide binding; saccharopine oxidase activity.